Messenger RNA from Carica papaya (papaya), 991 nucleotides. The record is from RefSeq and is a predicted model, not a curated record. Lineage: Eukaryota; Viridiplantae; Streptophyta; Magnoliopsida; Brassicales; Caricaceae.
UUGUAUUGUUUUGAGGAUCGGGGAAAUCGGCGGGUUGCAUUGAGGCCUGAGCUUACACCUUCUUUGGCAAGGCUGGUGAUACAGAAAGGAAAAUCUGUUUCCCUUCCGCUGAAAUGGUUUGCUGUUGGGCAGUGCUGGCGUUAUGAGAGAAUGACAAGGGGACGUCGUCGUGAGCACUACCAGUGGAACAUGGAUAUCAUAGGUGUACCUGAAGUUAUGGCCGAAGCGGAACUUCUUUCUUCUAUUAUCACUUUUUUCAAAGGAAUUGGAAUCACAUCAUCAGAUGUAGGGUUUAAGGUUUCAAGUCGAAAGGUUUUGCAAGAAUUGUUAAGGAGCUACGAAGUACCUGAUAGCUUGUUUGGCAAAGUUUGCAUUAUCAUUGACAAGAUUGAAAAAAUUCCAAUUGAUGAGAUCAAAAGAGAAUUAAAGUCAUGUGGGAUAUCAGAAGAGGCUAUUGAAGAGCUAUUACAUGUCCUUUCUGUGAAGUCGUUGAGCAAGCUGGAAGGUAGUUUUUUCUCAAUUUUAGGAGAGGAAAGAAGUACCAUGACUUUUUCUUUGCUUAAAGAGAAGGGCCUCCUACCAGAACUCAGACUUCAAGUAGACAACAUUGUGUGUGCUCUUGAUCAUGAUCUUCAAGGACCAGCUGCUACAGUUGCUACUAUUCUCAGACAGAAAGGCCAGAGUGUUGAUCUAGUCUUGGAAAACAAACCACUCAAAUGGGUGUUCAGGCGGGCAGCAAGGAUAAAUGCAAGCAGACUAAUACUGGUUGGAAAGAUUGAGUGGCAAAAGGGUAUGGUUGGUGUAAAAGUCCUCUCUUCUGGUGAACAAUAUGAGAUUAAACUUGAUGACCUUGAGUGAAAUUUUUCUUGUUUAUCACCACAUUAGAUCUAAAAUCUUCAAAUCAAUUGUUUCUUUCUAAUUUAUUUAUUUGUAUCUAUAAAUUUUUGUUGAGACAUUAAUAAAGAAAAUGCUAACAAUUGUUUUUGCUCGA